Molecule: messenger RNA, 2781 nt
Organism: Bactrocera tryoni
Lineage: Eukaryota; Metazoa; Arthropoda; Insecta; Diptera; Tephritidae
Product: sodium-independent sulfate anion transporter
Exons: 6
Coding region: 777-2690 (637 amino acids)
Biological process (GO): transmembrane transport
Cellular component (GO): membrane
Molecular function (GO): sulfate transmembrane transporter activity
Source: RefSeq, a predicted model, not a curated record
GUUAUUGUUUACACGACACCCGCCGCAUAGCCACCGUCGUUAACGCGCUACGCUCGAUUCGUUGCAUUCACGAAAUACAAUUCACACUUUCGGGCGAGCUAAAACAGACAAAACAUACCGGCGGGACUGUGGGGCGUAUAAAAGGCAAAAAUAUACAUAUUUACAUACAUAGCGGCUGUCUUAAGAUCCCAUUAAGAGGCGAUUAUAUUUAGAGCAAAUACGACAAUUCUCCAAAUGCGACAAUAAAGGCAUGCUUACACACCGACAUACUAGUAUGUAGCAUGUAACAAGACGACGCACCGAGUGAUCAUACAUAAUACUUAUAAGAGCAGUCCAAGCGCUUACUCGAUGACACGAUCAUCCGAACGACAAGCAGUCAAAUUGAGCGGGAGCAGGUCAGACGGCGCAUAACGUAACGUGCAUUUAACCGCAAAGUUCAAAAGCAAAACAACGCGUGAUCGGAACGAAACAGUGCGAAUCACCAAACGCGAUCAUUGUGAACAAAAUAUACGAGUGCUAAGGAGAUUAAUUUACAAUAAAAGUAUAUUCGUAAAUGUGGGUGUUUAGACGCUAAAAAGCGGUGGAAAAGUUUGAAGUGUAUAAUAAAAAGAAAAUAAAUCCCAGACACAUAGUGCCAUUUGAAGUAAAAGGACUUAAUUUUUAAAGAAAGAAUUAACAGUAAAUAAAAAGAGAGAUAAUUAAAUUAUUUUUGAAAAAAUAUUUUCGAAAAGUUAAAAAAAAAAAAAAUAUAAAUAAGCUAAAAAUAAAAUAAAAAUAUGACGAGCUACGACAGCGCCGACAAAUCGGCAAAAUCACAAAUGCUGCCGCAGGAUGCCACACAAAUCAUAAUGGAAUCGGCAAAACCUUUCACCAGCGAUGCACUGCGUCGCAGUUCGACGCCACACACGGUGGGCGGUAAAGUGAAGAAGGCGCUACGCAGUCGGCUCGAAAUACUCAAUUGGAUUGGCGAUUAUAAUACGGAAUGGGCUAUGAGCGAUUUGAUAGCCGGCAUUACCCUUGGUCUCACCAUAAUUCCCGAGAGUAUUGCCUGCGCGCUGCUAGCCGGUCUACCGGCACGUUAUGGUCUGUGUUCGGCCUUUUUGGGCUCCUUCGUCUAUCUGAUAUUUGGUUCGAUAAAUAAAGUGAUCAUUGGUCCUACCAGUCUGGUAGCUCUGGUCAGUUUACAAUUCACUGUCGGCAAGCCAAUUGAGUUUGCCAUAUUGCUCACCUUUCUCACCGGUGUUGUGGAGCUGAUAAUGGGUUCGUUGCGCGUGGGCGUUAUCUUCGAAUUCCUCUCAGUACCAAUCAUUAAGGCUUUCUCCUCAGCCACAGCUAUACUCGUAAUCGAAUCACAGAUUAAGGUUAUGCUGGGCGUCAAAUACCUCGUGUCGGGUUUCAUUGGUUCUGUAGCUACGCUGUUGCCUAGGCUUCCAGAUACCAAUGUUGGCGAUCUUGUAAUGGGCCUCUUUGCUGUUUGUUUUCUGCUCGGCGUUGCGCAAAUGGAAAAAUUGGCGAAUAAUCCAAAAAUGAAUCCCAAAUUGAGCACCGUGUUGCGUUACUUAUCAUUCUCACGCAAUACACUUGUGGUUAUAAUCACCGGCGCCGUAUCAUACAUCUGGCUUAGCGAGGAAAGCACCGUACCAUAUGCGCUGAGCGCCAACGCGCUCGCUGGACUACCCAACUUUACCAUACCGGAAUUCUCGGUGGUAACGCCGGAGAAAACAUAUACAUUUGUCGAUAUGUUAGCCGAAUUGAAUGUGGGCAUUAUUGUUAUACCCAUCGUGGGCAUACUAACGAACAUCUCAAUUGGCAAACUGACUCCUAAAGGCAUGGUCGAUGCUAAUAAGGAAUUGAUUACAGUGGGUUUGUGUAAUCUUGCGGGUUCCUGUGUACAAUCGAUGCCUGUUUCCGGCGCUUUCUCGCGCUAUGCCAUCAGUAAUGGUUGUGGGCUCAAAACGCCAAUGGCCAACUUGUAUUUAGGCGCCAUUGUGCUGCUGGCGCUUGGCUUUCUCAGUCCCUACUUCAAUUACAUACCCGAAUCAACGCUCGCCGCCAUUUUAAUGUGUUCCAUUGUCACACUUUUGGACUUGAAGCUGCCCUGUCGCUUGUGGCGUGAUGCCAAGCGCGAUUUCUGCGUUUGGGUAUUAUGUUUCACCGUGUGCAUACUGUGCGGCGUAGAAGUAGGACUCUUGGUCAGUAUUAUAGUCACAGUGCUGCAUUUGCUAUUCAUGUGGGCGCAUCCGCAGAUCUCAGUGAAAAUUGAAGAGGUAAAUGAGCUGCAGUAUAUACGCAUUACGCCCGUCGGCGUCAUCUAUUUCCCCGCCAUCAAUCAUUUGCGCGCCAAAGUGAUGAAAGCCUGCGAACGCGUCCACUUCAGUCUGCCGGUCGUCAUGGACUGUCACAAGAUUACCGGCAUUGACUUCACCGCAGCGCAGGGUAUCUCGAAGCUGCCCGACGAUCUGUCACAGUCGGAAACGGGCGAUGGACCAUUGUUGGUCAUACACCGACUCGGCGCGGAUAAACAGAAACUAAUUCAAACUUCCGCCAAGCUGAUAUUCUGUGACGACGACGAGCGUUUGUGCGAAAGCAUCACUCAAGAGUCGCUAAAGAAUGGCAAUGUGGUGUUAAAAGAACAAGAGAAAUCUAUAAAUGGGGUACUAAGUGAGACCCAUUUAGAUUUGCAUUACUAAAGCGCGAAGACAAACAAGAAGUCCGGGACACACAGAGUAUACGCAAGUGGGUCUAUGUGAUAACUAGUGAAAAUUAAUAGAAGAAAAGCAA